Molecule: messenger RNA, 1265 nt
Organism: Lolium perenne
Lineage: Eukaryota; Viridiplantae; Streptophyta; Magnoliopsida; Poales; Poaceae
Biological process (GO): regulation of DNA-templated transcription
Molecular function (GO): sequence-specific DNA binding; DNA-binding transcription factor activity
Source: RefSeq, a predicted model, not a curated record
CACCAACUUAUUCCUCGGUCCCUCCAAACUUCCUACACGGCCACACAAUCACACAUUACCACAACACAAGCAAACACUUGGGAAAACUAGAGCUAGAGAGAGAGAGAGAGGGGCACAGAUGGAGAGACCGAUGUUCCCAUCACCAGGGAGGGCGGCGAUGGCGAUGGCCCACGGGCAAGCAGCCUGCGCGGCCGGCGGCGGCAUGGCUGGCGACUCCACGCCGGCCGCCAUAAACUUCUGCUUCCAACCCUCCGAUCCUCCUUCCAGCGGUGGUGCUCUCUCCAACCACCAUGCCCUCCUAGGUUUCAGCCCCCUCGUUCUAGACCACCCAACCACCACCUCCACCUCCACAAUCCCCGCCGCUCCCACCAUGUACCGCCCCCAUGCACCGCCCGGAGCUCUCCAUCCUCCGAGGUCAUCCCCUCCACAUCCAUGGUCUUGCGAGGAAGGCGAGCUAGAAAGGCAGGCUGGAAAGGGCCCGAUGGUGGGCGGCUUGGCGUCGGGAGGAAGUGGAGCCGGUGGCCGGUUGCAUGGGUCGCUGGCAGCGGCGGGGAUGGGGGUCGGUGCGGUGAGGAUGAAGAAAUCGGCAGGGGCGAAGGCGCGGCGGAAGGUGAGGGAGCCGAGGUUCUGCUUCAAGACGAUGAGCGACGUCGAUGUGCUCGACGACGGCUACAAGUGGCGCAAGUACGGCCAGAAAGUCGUCAAGAACACGCAGCACCCACGGAGCUACUACCGGUGUACGCAGGACAAGUGCCGGGUGAAGAAGCGCGUGGAGCGGCUGGCGGAGGACCCGCGCAUGGUGAUCACCACCUACGAGGGCCGCCACGUCCACUCCCCCUCCCGCGACGACGACGACGACGCACGCGCCAACGCUGAGAUGAGCUUCAUUUGGUAGGUAGCCUCUCGCCGCGCCGGCGCCGCCGGCCGUUCAUGCAUGCUGCAAAGCACUGCCCGUCGUCGUCCAUGCGUGCAUGUUUAGUGCUCGAUUACCAUUGUUCUUGUUGUUGUAUAGCUAGGUUGUGGUGAUGUAUAAUACUGUAGCAGCAGUUGGAACACGUACUACUUAAGUAAGCAGUAGCUAGCGGCAAUAAGAGGGCGCACGGGCGACAAUGGUAAGGUGUUGGAGCUCCGGCGCCGGUGGUGGUGCUAGCAGCUACUACAGGUUAUUUCAUGGGAUCUGGUGAAAACAGUGUAAAGUUGUUCAUGUUGGCGUAACUUGCGGUGUCUUUUGUGUACCGAAGGUCGGAAGGAUGAUCCCUUGCUUU